Dentiscutata erythropus is the source of this 573-nucleotide messenger RNA. NCBI's taxonomy places the organism in Eukaryota, Fungi, Glomeromycota, Glomeromycetes, Diversisporales, Gigasporaceae. The record is from the annotation of a GenBank genome assembly.
AUGUCUCAUUAUCAAUCACCGCACGUCUCUCAAGUUUCUACCCCUUCGGCUUCUUCUUCGAUCCCGUCUAAAUGUGUAUCGAUUAGAUUAGCUGGUGUAAAUAAAUCCGAAAGAUCAGUUCAAGAUCAUUCGUAUACCAAGUUCAAAUUCUUUCCAACUGAUUCCAAAGAUGAUAUUCGUCAUGAAAUUUCGAAAGCGUUUUCCGUAGAAAGUUUUUCGUUAGUCGAUGAAAGAGAAGAUCAUAUCAUUACUGCAACUUGGUAUUCGCUAGAAGAUAAUGCCAAUUAUAGUCUUAUCAAACGAGAGAAAAGAAAUCGGGCAUCUUCAAAUAAUGAUAUCGAUAAUCGACGACCUCCUAAAUCAAGCAAAAAGCUUAAAGAAGCCAUCGAUACUGAUGAUAAUGACAUUAGUGAAACUGAUGAGAAUGAGGAUGAUAAAUCCAAGAAACGUUCUCAUGCUAAGAAAGCAUGCGCUAACUGUAGGUCCGCAAAAAAAAAAUGUGAUCAAGAAUCAAUUCCUUGUCAAAGGUGUGUAAAGCAUGAACUGCAAUGUAAUUUACAAUCAGAAAUUUAG